This is a messenger RNA of Trypanosoma theileri, 1254 nucleotides long. Its product is annotated as putative 2-oxoisovalerate dehydrogenase alpha subunit,putative. Gene Ontology annotation, molecular function: oxidoreductase activity, acting on the aldehyde or oxo group of donors, disulfide as acceptor. Gene Ontology annotation, biological process: branched-chain amino acid catabolic process. The transcript has a single exon. Bases 1 to 1254 code for a protein of 417 amino acids. Lineage: Eukaryota; Euglenozoa; Kinetoplastea; Trypanosomatida; Trypanosomatidae. The record is from RefSeq and is a predicted model, not a curated record.
AUGUUUCGAGUCUCUCUACUUGUACGUGGUUUACUCCAGGAAGCUCUUAUUCAAGGGCAAAAAGUGUGGAAUUUGGAUUUUGGGAGUAAUCCAACAACGACUGAACUUAAAUUCCAUGGAAAACCAGCCACUUCUACUCCACUCUAUCACGUCUUGGAUCUUGAUGGAAAUGUUGUGAACCCAAAGGAGGAACCGAAGGUAUCACGUGAGUUUAUGGUAAAAAUGAUGGAGGCGAUGGUACGACAUCACACAAUUGAUGGUAUUUUAUUAGAAGCUCAACGACAAGGUCGCAUCUCUUUUUAUAUGACCAGCUAUGGAGAAGAAGCAUCUAUCGUAGGAUCUGCUGCCGGUUUACAGCCACAGGAUGAGGUGUUUCUUCAAUACCGUGAAGGAGCUCUCUUAACAUAUCGAGGGUAUACCAUUCAAGAAGUGGUGGCUCAAUGUAUGGGAAAUAUAGAAUGUGAAUUAAAGGGGCGUCAAAUGCCUAUUCAUUAUGGUUCACGUAAACUUAAUGUACAUGUAAUAGGUUCAACUGUUGCGACUCAAAUACCUCAUGCUGCUGGAGCUGGGUAUGCCUUUCGUCUUGAAAACGAACGAGAGACGGAUGAGAAUAAAAAACGUAUUGCUGCUGUUUUCUUUGGUGAUGGUGCUGCUAGUGAAGGUGACUUUUACGCUGGCGUUAACUUUGCCGCUGUUCGUGGAUCACAAACUCUUUUUAUUGCCCGUAAUAACGGUUUCGCUAUUUCAACUCCUACUCCUACACAAUACAAGGGUGAUGGAAUUUUAGCACGUGGAGUUGGUAAUGGUGUUCCCUCUGCACGUAUAGAUGGACAUGAUAUUUUAGCCGUUCUGCAGGCCGUUCGUCGAUCUCGUGAGAUGAUACUCAGAGAAAAUACACCGGUGCUGCUGGAAAUGAUUACAUAUCGUGUUUCUCAUCAUUCCACUUCCGAUGAUAGCGCCGCCUACCGUUUGGAUGAUGAAAAGGAACGCUUUGCAGAGAUAUUUUCACCACUCGCACGGUUUGAGAAGUAUUUGGUGCGUAAAUCCUGGUGGAGUGCGGAACAGACAAAACAAUUAUCACAACAAGUGCGAAAAGAAACACUGCAGGAGUUGCGUCGACAGGAAAAUAUUCCCAAAUGGCCAGUAGACACCAUGCACGAUGAUGUGUAUAAAGAGAAAACCCCAGAGAUGCAGGAAGCGCAAAGGGAAGUGAUGGAGCACUAUGAACGAAACAAAGCAGCAUAUAAACAUUAA